AUGUUUGUGAGGCUUUAAAUGUGACAGUCUCUCCAGGACCAACAGUGCGAUACUCCGAGGGAGAUAAUGCUACCCUUUACUGCCACAUUUCUCAAAAAAGAAAGUCAGACAAUUUGCUGGCUGUGCGGUGGGUCUUCGCUGCAUCACCUACCCAGGAGUAUCUGAUGAUCAAAAUGACAAAGUUUGGGUCUGUCCAGUAUUAUGGAAAUUAUACUCAUCAUUUCCACAAGCAAAGACUUCAUCUUCUUAAAGAGAAACAUGGAACUAUGUACAAAUUUCUUAUUCUAAGCCUCCAGCAAACAGAUCAAGGACAUUAUAUAUGCAAAGUCCAGGAAAUUGGCAAACACAGGAAUAAGUGGACAGCAUGGUCAAAUGGCACAGCAGCUACUGAAGUAAGAGUGAUUUCAUCAAAAUCUUCUGAUGAUCCCACUUUCAAGAAAAACCACGAAGCCUGGAAAUUUUUUGAAGAUCUGUAUGUGUACGCAGUCUUUGUAUGUUCAAUAGGAAUCAUCAGUGUUCUCCUUUUUACACUUGUCAUUCUCUGUCAGUCACUCCUGAACAAGAGGAGAUCCACAGUGAAGCAUUACCUGGUGAAAUGCCCCCAGAACAGCUCAGGGGAGACAGUUACCAGUGUGACAAGCAUGUCCCCUCUACAGCCCAAGAAGGUAAAGAAAAAGAAAGAGAAAGUGGAGCUGCCACCAGCCAUCCCAGCAAAAGCUCCAAUAGCCAAUAAUUUUCCUAAGCCCAAGCUCUUGAAGCCUCAAAGAAAAUUGAUGCUGCCGAAAAUCGCAGAGGAGAAUUUAACAUACGCUGAACUUGAACUUAUGAAGCCGAUUCAGGAAGCCAAAGGCAUUCCCAGUACGACAGUCUAUGCACAGAUACUCUUUGAGGAGAACAAGCUGUAAUAGUUCAUGCCUGUAUAAAUGCCCUUUGUCUGUGUUCUAUUUAAUUCUUGCUGUGCUGCUUAUUUAUAAAAAUCAUACAAAUGUC
Pelecanus crispus (Dalmatian pelican) is the source of this 990-nucleotide messenger RNA. Lineage: Eukaryota; Metazoa; Chordata; Aves; Pelecaniformes; Pelecanidae. The record is from RefSeq and is a predicted model, not a curated record.